Messenger RNA from Coregonus sp. 'balchen', 5314 nucleotides. NCBI's taxonomy places the organism in Eukaryota, Metazoa, Chordata, Actinopteri, Salmoniformes, Salmonidae. The record is from the annotation of a GenBank genome assembly.
AUAAAAUCGUCAGGAAUGAUGGAACACAAGAUUGAUUUUCAAGAACUCCUGGCCAAACUGGUUAUCUCAGAGCCAACCGAUCCUAUUAUAAAGUGUAUUAUUAAUGAUAAUCUGGAGAGGCUGAAGAAAUUGAUUAGAGGCAAGGACAUCAAUGCGUUGUACCCUUGUGUUGAGUUAAAAGAUGAAGUAACCCCUUUAAUUGCUGCUGUUGCAUUUGCAAAUCAGGAGAUUUGUACAUUUCUUCUGGGAAAAGGUGCUAACCCCAACAAACCAUCAAAGAUAUCUUUAGCACCACUGCAUUAUGCUGGACUUCACAAAGUUCCAGUUAAUAUAGUGACAACAUUACUGGAAGCAAAGGCAGAUCCAAAUGGUCUAGUAGAACAACCGUUCUCUCCGGUUCAAUUAGCACAUGAGAGAGAGGAUAUUGUAAAAGAGCUGCUCAAAUCUGGAGCGUUAAUGUGGCUAAAUCAUGGCGUCUAUCCUGCAAUUGAUCUGAACUUGGCCACAAUAAUUGAAAACUUUGCUAAAGAGAGUGAGUUCUUUUCCAAAAUCAAGCUUUUUUAAAAUGUUGUACAAGCAAUAAAACAAACAUCCCCGACAGAUGUUUUCCAACUCUACGGACUUCACUUACUAGAGGAGAACCCCCAAACCCACCUCACUAUGAUUGACAUGUGCUUUAACAUUGAAGGUCCAAAUGAAGACGAAUACUUCCAGAAAGCCAUUAAAUGGUUGAACGACUCCAAUAAACUAGUUUCCUAUGUUGAAGAUGUAGGCAGACGUCUGUCUACAAUUCCUCAGAAAUUUAGGGCAGGUGCAUUGAAAUCCUUAUAUAGAAUUGUUUGCGCCAUGAAGGAAAUACCUAAUGAGGUGUCACUUGCCCUAAUUCCUGAGUUAGUGAAACUGCUUUCCUGUAAAACAGAAGAUUAUCUUGUGCCAUUGAUCGUUGUUACACUCUACGGCAUCACACAGAAGACAAAAAACAAGGAUCGUUGGAGCAAGUCUGACCUUGAGAAAAUAUGCAAGCACAUUGUCCCAUGCACACAGAGGGAGGCUUAUCCCUCUGAAUUGAAGAUUUAUGCCUAUGCCUUGCUAGCAGAUCUUUACACAUUUAGUUGUGUUCCUGGUUACAUCAUCUGUCUGGGACUGACUCCGGUACCUGAAGAACUACUUAGCUGGGGAAGGGAUGAAAACCUGAAAGAAAAACUGAGAGAUCUAAACAAGUCCUUAAACAGACAAUAUUCAGUCUCCAACUCAGCAAGUGAAGAUUCAAAAGACAGUAAUUUGUCAGAAACCAAGAAGAAGAAGAAGAAGAAGAAGAAGAAGAAGAAGAGGGGAGAGGCAGAAAACCAAGACACACCAAAAGAAGAGACAGGCACACAAGAAAAUAAUACAUGUUUAGCCUUCAAUACUUCAUAUACUCCUGUUGAGGAAUCUGGCCUUGCUGGAAGUUCAAGUGUGGAGCCGUUCCACCCCACCACUGACACGCCACCAUUACAGCGCAAAUGGCACAAAGUCAGCAAGCGGUGGGAGACACAGUUAGAGAAGCUUGCCAACAUGGAUGAAAGUAAAGUUUAUAGGGUAGGAAACCUCACUAUUGUAGAUGAUUCAGAAUUCUACAUAGCAAAGGGAAGUGAUGGAACUGAGGUCUUCUUGGGCCUGAGGGAUGAUGGCACUGAAGUAGCCAUAAAGAGAAUGAUCAGGUCCAACUAUCAAGUUCUCAAGAAUGAGGAGGAAUUCUUACGUCUUCCUAAACUUGAUAAUCCAUACACUGUAAGAUAUGUUGACUUUGCAGAGGAUACAAUCUUUGGCUACCUUGUUCUUCAGCUCUGCGAAUACACCUUGGAUGAAUACAUCAAACACCACUUACCAAAGGACAACCCUCAUGUUCUGAAGGAAAUUGUACAUGACAUUCUCUCUAGUCUAGGAGUGCUUCACAGUAAAGACACCAACAUACUCCACAGAGAUAUCAAACCCCAGAAUGUUUUGAUAGGUAAGACCACAUUUUAUUAUGUCUUGACUUAAUCUACUGUUUGCAGAGACAGCAGAAGACACAAACCAAUGAGCAACAGUCAGGGAGUAAUGGGAAAAGCAUUGAGGAUAAUAUGUUGUCAUAUGGACACUAUUUUGAAUUCAAUGUCCGUUUUAAACAUCACUGAUCAUUGGAAUAAAAUAUAAUAUGAUACAACAAUGUCAUUCUAUAAUUUAACAAUAAUGAUAAUGGUGAUAUUUUUAAACCACACGUCAUUAUUAAACUGUUAACAUGGUUUUCUCAACAGAUGUUACCGGCAGGGCAAGAUUAGCUGAUUUUGGUAUAAGUCGACAAUGGACCCCGGGACAAACAACUGUAAACACAAGAAGUGCCGGAACAAAAUGCUGGAUGGCCAGGGAAACUUUGGAUGAAGACAGCGAUAUCAGAUAUAAGCGGAGCACUGAUAUUCAGGUUUGUGUAAUGAAAAUAGGUAACCAUAUCUUGGUUUCCAUAAUGUUUUUCUUCUAAUUGGUCAAACGCUUACUGUCAUUUUCAGGUGGUUGGGAUGCUGACAUAUUACAUCCUCUCUGGUGGACACCACCCCUUUGGCAGAGGUCCUCGAUGUGAGGGCAACAUUCUAGAUGGGAAGUACAAUUUGGAUCACGUUGUAGAUGACGUUGCAAAGGACCUCAUUGAGUGGAUGAUCAACAAAGACCCCAAAAAGAGAUCUACUGUGGAGGAGACCUUGGAUCACCCCUACUUCUGGGAUGAGGAGAAGUAAGAAGAACUGCUAAUACUAGUCAAUCAAAAGUUUGAGUUAAAUGGGCAAUCUGGGAUUCAUCCGGCCCUUUUUUUGGUAAACAGCUGAGGGAUGCAGCUGGAGAAAUAUAGCCACUCUUACAUUUCUAGAUGGAGCUAUGGCUGCAAAUACUGACCAUCCAUGAGAUAACUUAUCACACAGAUAAAAAUGGAUAACUUGUUAAGAUGCUUGUUAGGAUGCUUUAGCUUGAGCACAAGAAGAGCCAAUGCCCAAGUAUAUAAAAUGUGCUACAUGUAUAUAUUGACUAGACAUUUUCUACUGUACAUUGUUGUCUUUCAGGAGAGUUGAGUACUUGAGAAGAAUUGGGAAUGAGAAGGAGGUCGGGAAGUAUCGUGAUGCUGACCCACAGCUUCUAGAAGCUCUGGAACAAAGUGCUAUGGAGAGAACCUUCUGUCAGUGGAGAUCCAAGGUGAACCAGAUGUCAUUUUAUGAAAUUGAUACUGAACAAAAAUAUAAACGCAACAUUCAACAAUUUUAUUGAUUUUACUGAGUUACAUUUCAUAUGAGGAAAUCAAUCAACUGAAAUAAAUUCAUUAGGCCCUAACCUAUGGAUUUCACAUGACUGGGAAUACACACAAAAAAUGGGCCUCAGGCUCUUGUCACAGUAUUGUUGUGCAUUCAAAUUCAAAUGCAAUUGUAUUCGUUGUCCGUAGCUUAUGCCUGCCCAUACCAUUACUCCACCGCCAUCAUGGGGCACUCAGCAAACCGCUCGCCCACACGACGCCAUACACGUGGUCUGCGGUUGUGAGGCCUGUUGGACAUAUUGCCAAAUUCUCUAAAACAAUGUUGGAGGCGGCUUAUGGUAGAGAAAUUAACAUUACAUUCUCUGGCAACAGCUCUGGUGGACAUUCCUGCAGUCAGAAUACCAAUUGCACACUCCCUCAACUUGAGACAUCUGUGGCAUUGUGUUGUGUGACAAAACUGCACAUCUUAGAGGGGCCUCUUAUUGUCCCCAGCACAAGGUGCACCUGUGUAAUGAUCAUGCUGUUUAGUCAUCUUCUUGCGAUGCCACACCUGUCAGGUGGAUGGAUUAUCUUGGCAAAGGAGAAAUGCUGACUAACAGGUAUGUAAACACAUUUCUGCACAAAAUUAUAGAGAAAUAAGGUUUUUGUGUGUAUCGAACAUUUCUGGGAUCUUUUAUUUCAGCUCGUGAAACAUGGGACCAAAGCUUUACAUGUUGCGUUUAUAUUUUACUUCAGUGUACUUACCUGUACAUGUACACUGAGUGUAAAAAAACAUUAUGAACACCUGCAUUACAUAGACUGACCAGGUGAAUCCUGGUCAAAGCUAUGAUCCCUUAUUGAUGUCACUUGUUAAAUCCAAUUCAAACAGUGUAGAUGAAGGGGAGGAGACAGGUUAAAGAAGGAUUUUUAAGCCUUGAGACAAUUGAGACAUGGAUUGUGUAUGUGUGCAUUCAGAGGGUGAAUGGGCAAGACAAAAUAUUUAAGUGUCUUUGAACAGGGUAUUUUAGUAGGUGCCAGACAACGGUUUAUGUCAAGAACUGCAACGCUGCUGGGUUUUUCAUGCUCAACAGUUUCCUAUGUGUAUCAAGAAUGGUCCGCAACCCAAAGGACAUCCAUCCAACUUGACACUGUGGGACGCUUUCCACACCUUGUUGUUUUGUGUUCACAGUUGCCGUCUGAUUUGAUGAAUAAGAUGGAUGGCAAAAAGCCCUACCCUGAGAACAUGUUGGGGUUACUAUGCUUCAUACGCAACCUACAUGAGCACUAGUAAGUAAGACUCAUGUUUUUCCCAGUACUCAAAGUUUUCAGUCUCUUACCAUUUGAAGGUGGCUGAGUGUUUGUUUCUCCUUCUGCAGCGCUGAGGAUUUAGAAUCUGUUGACCUGAUGAAGAUGUUCCCUGAUCUCUUUGGAUGCGUUUACAUGUUAGCCAAGAAACAGGGCUGGAAUUCAAGGCCUGGUCUGAAAAACAUGUUUCAGAGAGAUCUAAGCUCAUGAUUCUGAAAUGUAAACUAUAUGUAAUUUGGACUGAUGAAAUAUGAACUAUUGUCAUACUUUUGACUCUUUAUAGGUAGAGCCAGUGAUCUCAACUGUCUCAAGGACAUUUUAUAUUCUAUAUUUUCACUGAUAGAUCUAAUAUCCAUAUGAUUUUUACAAAUCAAGAUGAUUAUACAUGAUUAUAGCAUACCUAUCAUGGGGGAUUUGAAUGUAAAAGAUAACCUUGUGAAAUCCUCAUAAGGCUAUUUGUUUACUUGUUUCAGUUUACUUAUUACACAAAGCAUUGAUAUGAUAGCAAUGACUUUUCAACUUUAUUGUUCACUACAGUAGUUUUUUUAUACUGUCUUUAUUAAAGGUAUCUAGUUGGUUUUGUCCAGUGUUGUCUACUUUUAGUUUUACAUUUCAACACAGCUGGGUAGACAACAUAAAUUCAUGGUUGUUGUUAUUUGAAGGUUUACAGGAAUUGUAAUAAUAUUAAUUAUCUGUGAGAUUUUUUAGGGAUGUCUGGAUCAAAGUAUUUACAUUCUAUCGUUAUUUUUAUAUCUGUGUUUUGCUUGAUAUGAAAAU